Molecule: messenger RNA, 723 nt
Organism: Lodderomyces theae
Lineage: Eukaryota; Fungi; Ascomycota; Pichiomycetes; Serinales; Debaryomycetaceae
Product: N-terminal protein methyltransferase
Exons: 1
Coding region: 1-723 (240 amino acids)
Biological process (GO): N-terminal protein amino acid methylation
Cellular component (GO): cytoplasm
Molecular function (GO): N-terminal protein N-methyltransferase activity
Source: RefSeq, a predicted model, not a curated record
AUGCCAGUAAAACAAUACCCAGAGGAUAUAGAGGUAGAUACCAGCAUCGUACCUGACUCACAGAUUAACUACGAUGACGCCAUAUCGUACUGGUCAUCAGUCCCAGCUUCAGUAAAUGGAGUACUUGGUGGGUUUGGUGAGCAAACACCAGUUCCCAAAGUCGAUAUAGUGGGAUCGCUCACAUUUCUACGCAAAUUGUCGUCCCGCAUGAACAGUGGUGAUCAUCCUAAAUACACAAUUGAUAUGGGAGCGGGAAUUGGUAGAAUCACUCGUGAUCUUCUUUGGAAAGUUAGUGACAAAGUUGAUCUACUCGAACCUGUCAAGCCAUUUGUUGAACAAAUGCCGGUUGAGUUGCAACAAGUUGAGUCACUGGGCAAAUUGGGAAGAGUCUAUGAUAUAGGUAUGCAGGAAUGGGUACCCGAUAAGCAAUACUGGUUGAUUUGGUGCCAAUGGUGUGUGGGUCAAUUACCCGAUGAUGUCUUGGUGGAAUUUUGGAAAACGUGUCGUGGUGCAUUGAUUGAGAAUGGAACCAUUAUAGUGAAGGAAAACAUUGCUCCAGUAGAGGAUGUGUUUGAUGAAACUGAUAGCUCUGUCACAAGGACUGAUCGGAAAUUUAGAGAAUUGUUUAUUAGAGCCGGGUUGAAAUUGAUUGCCAGUGAUGUUCAAAAGGGUUUACCAAAGGAAUUGUAUCCUGUUAGGAUGUACUGUUUAAAAGCGCAGUAA